UUUCACUGGCAUGGCCUCUUGCUUUGGGGUGAGCUGGUUGCCAUGAUGUGAACGUGGACAACUUUGGUCAGAUGGGGCUUCACAGGGCAGCUCUGCCCAGGGUCAGCCUUUAGGAGACAGCUUCAGCUCAGCUUCAAGGGACAAUGGUGCUGUGCUCAGGAACUGGGGUGGUGAGGCUGGCAGGUGCCUCCCAGGAGAGGGAUGAAGCUCAGAGGGAUGAGGGUAUGGGGAUGAACCUAGUGCCCCAUGGUGAGUGCCUGGCUAUGACACUGGAGUGGGCUGGGGGAUGUGACCUGCACCCAGUGGCACCACAUUGUGUUAGCAUUGCCUCUUGACCUGAGUCCCAUAUCCCCCUGGCCUGUCCCCAGCCUGUGCCCCAGCCUAUCCCCACAGCCCCAGGUUAGUUGCAGCAAGGAUCCAGCUGUUACCAUGUCCUGGCUGUGCCACAUCCUGGCUGUGCCAUGUCCCAGCUGCCAGAGCAGUCAGGGUGGGCUGGCUGCUGGCUGUGUGCAUGUCACUGGGCUUUCCUUCCUGCGGCGAGUGAGGCGGUCACAGCCUUCAGGGAAGUGUUUUGCAAUCACCUUCUUCAGAGAGUCACAGCAAUUAACGGCACUGGGCUGGAGGAACUAACGGGGAGAGCAGCAUGGUGGCAACCGGGCUGAGCACGGCCAGCAGCCGGGGGCUGGAGGGCAGCAGUCGGAGCAGGCGGUGAGCAGCAGCUGGGCACGCCGGGCACGGAGGAGAGGCUCUUCCCAGCCUGCCAGGAUCAGUUUCUUUCUCCAUCCAAGGUGAUGCCAAAGCCACGGAGGAGACCAUGGCCAGGUGUGGUACCAGGACAUCCUUCCUGUUGUGGCUCUCUCUGCUCCUGCUCCUCUACUCAGAGGGGACCCUGGGCUGUGCCUCGGUGGUUGUGGGCUCACCCAUCGUGCCCCUGGGCUCAGCUGUCACGGCAGCAUGCACCAUCCAGAGUGAGCUCUGCCACGUCUUGCAGCGGGCGAAGGUCCAGAUCACCUGGAUGCUGGACAACGAGCCCGUGGUUGGGAGCCAGCACCAAGGCCUGGGCGGCAUGGAGGUGUCCAACCUCACCCUGCCCCAGUUCAACCAGACACAGGCCAAACUGUGGUGCUGUGUGGAGUGGAAUGGGACCAAGCAGCGCGUUGGCAUGGCUGAGAUCAGGGCGGGCUACCCACCAGCAAAGCCCUUCAACCUCAGCUGCGUCCUGAACCUCACCGACUAUGGGCUGACGUGCCAGUGGGAGCAGGGAGCCACCAGCCACCUCCCCACCAGCGUCGAGCUGAGGUGUGCCAGGAGCAGAGGGCCGGCGGUGACAGGCUGCACCCCGGAAGGUGGCCGCAGCCGCUGCACGGUGCCACGCCGGCUGCUGCAGCUCUACCGGCAGAUGGAGAUCUGGGUGGCUGCCACCAACGCCCUGGGCACGGCUGAGUCUGAGCAUCUCUACAUCGACCCCAUGGAUGUCGCCAAGCUGGACCCCCCAGCCCUGCACACCAUCCAGUCCAUCCCCUUCCAGACCGACUGUGUGGCACUGGCCUGGGAGGUGACCCGGAGCAACGCACACAUGGAGCUGCAGUGCGAGCUGCGCUACCGGGCACCUGAGGACCCGGCCUGGGCUCUGGUCACUGGCAUCGUCGGCCAGGCUGGCACCACACAGUGCUGCGGCUUCCUCUUUGGCACACAGUACCACUUCCAGAUGCGGUGCCGGCGGAGCUCAGCACAGGGCUACUGGAGUGAGUGGAGCCCGGGCAGGAAUUACACCACCCACGAGAAAGCCCCCACAGGGAAGCUGGACGCAUGGUGGAGCACUCAGCUGGCCGGGGCCGGUGGGUGGCUGGAGGUGCAGCUGUGCUGGAAGGCUCCACAGCGGCGCCAGGCAAAUGGGAAAGUGCUGGGGUACCGUGUCACCCUUAGCCCCAGGAAGAGGGGCAGGGACCCCCCAAGUGUCUGCAACACCACCCACACCCACUGCAACUUCUCCAUGCCUGUGGGCACCAGGAGAGUCUAUCUCUCAGCCUACAAUACCGCCGGCGAGUCAGCAGCAACUGAGGUCACCCUCAUGGAGAGAAAAGGUCAGCCCCUGGCCAGGAUGUGGGCUGUACCCGGGGGUGAGUUCAGCCUCCAGGUGCACUGGGCAGCACCACCAGCCCCUGUCACUGCCUACAUCCUGGAGUGGCAGCGGGUGUCCUCGGAGCCCAGCCACUGCAGUGCCUGCUGGCAGAUGGAGCAAGACGGAGCCGCCACCGCAGCUCUUAUCCAGGAUGGCAUCGAGCCUUUCCAGCAGUACAACAUCUCACUGUACCCUCUCUACAAGGACACUGUGGGAGUGCCCAUCUACACCACAGCCUACUCCAAGCAGAAGGCCCCAUCCAACGCCCCAAAGCUCCACCUGAGGAGCAUCAGCAAGUCCAGCGCUGAGCUGUGCUGGGACCCAGUGCCAGUUGAGAUGCAGAAUGGCUUUAUCACCAGCUACACCAUCUUCUGGGCCAACAGCACCACAGAAGUGUCCAGUGCCUCUGUGAAUCCCUCUCUCAGCUCCUUUGUCAUCCGGGAGCUGAAGCCAUCAACCCUCUACAAAGUGCACAUCAUGGCAUCCACAGCUGGCGGCAGCACCAAUGGCACCAGCCUGACCCUUGUGACCACAGUACUAGAUGACAUCGAAGUCCAGUUCCUCUUCCUGACCCUGGGGCUGAUCUUUGCUCUGCUCAUGCUUCUGCUCAUCUGCUUCCACAAGAACGGGCAGGUGAAGCGGCAGUUCUGGCCCAGCGUCCCCGACCCCGCCAACAGCAGCCUGGGCAAGUGGAUGCCAGCAGAGCUCCAGGAGGAGCCGCUGCAGGUGCCCGGUGUGCGGGAGCCCGGCCUGGCCACCAUUUCCACUGUCACCGUGCUCGAAAGGGCAGUGGGAAAGCAGCCGCCUGCCUGGAGCAAAGAGCCCACCAUCGAGAGCACCGGCACCUUCCCCGCCCUGCCACAGCCCUACGUGCGGCAGGAGGGUCCCGGCGCGCUGGGUCGCGGCCGGGCGGCCGUGCAGCCGUGCCGGGGUCCCGGUGGGAGCGAGGACACCGUCCAGUACGCGCGGGUGGUGGGCGAUGGGUACAAGGGCCAGCAGCACGCUCCGCCGCGCCUCUACCUGCGCUCCAGCUCCACCCAGCCCCUGCUCCUCGAUGCCAGCCCCAGCCCCAAGCCCUACGAGAACCUGGGAUUCCACCGGUUCCACGGGACCGCCCUGCACGGCUGCCCCGGGGACGAUGGCUGCCCCGACGAUCUCCCCGCCACCUUCCCGCUGCUGCAGGGCCUCCGCAUCGGCGGGGACGAAGAGCUGCACGACUGCCGAACGUUUUAGUGCUAGAGGACCGGGAAGCUCAAACGGAGCCAGCCGGGAACCUCCGCCGGGGUUGCCGGGGUCCGGCUCCUUCCGCCGGUGCUAUGCGCGUCCCUUCAGCCCCUGCCCUCCUACAAUAAACAGAGACGCGCUGAGAACGGCUCAGAACGGCUGUGUUG
Messenger RNA from Pogoniulus pusillus (Red-fronted tinkerbird), 3513 nucleotides. It is a transcript of the gene CSF3R, whose product is annotated as colony stimulating factor 3 receptor. Bases 815 to 3355 code for a protein of 846 amino acids. Lineage: Eukaryota; Metazoa; Chordata; Aves; Piciformes; Lybiidae. The record is from RefSeq and is a predicted model, not a curated record. Gene Ontology annotation, cellular component: external side of plasma membrane; signaling receptor complex; membrane. Gene Ontology annotation, molecular function: cytokine receptor activity; cytokine binding. Gene Ontology annotation, biological process: cytokine-mediated signaling pathway. The transcript is spliced from 16 exons.